Messenger RNA from Pedinophyceae sp. YPF-701, 621 nucleotides. The record is from the annotation of a GenBank genome assembly. NCBI's taxonomy places the organism in Eukaryota, Viridiplantae, Chlorophyta, Pedinophyceae.
AUGGGGGUCCUGGAGGCGCUCGGUCUGGCGAAGAAGCCGGACCCGAAGGAGCUCGUCCGGGAGUGGCAGCGCGUGCUGCGGCGGGAGCAGAUGAAGGCGGAUCGAGAGAUCCGAGACAUCGAGCGAGAGAAGAAGAAGACGGAGCUGCUGAUCAAGCAGGCGGCGAAGCGGAAGGACAUCGUGAGCUGCAAGAUUCUCGCCAAGGAGGUCGCGCAGGCGAAACGGGCGGUGACGCGGCUGUACACGAACAAGGCGCACAUGAUGGGCGUCGCCGGGCAGCUCACGGAGCAGCUCUCGCUCCUGCGCGUCACGGGCCAGCUCGAGAAGUCCACCGAGGUCCUCCAGGGCGUCACGUCCCUCAUCCGCAUCCCGCAGCUCCACGACACCAUGCGCAACAUGUCGAAGGAGAUGUGCAAGGCGGGUCUGAUCGAGGAGAUGGUCGGGGGUACGAUGGAGGACGUGUUCGAGGACGACGGGAUCGAGGAGGAGGCCGAGGAGGAGGUCAACAAGGUGCUGGAAGAGCUCGCGGUCGACAUGGCCAUGCCAAACGCGCCCAAGGCGGCCGCGCAGGCGCAGGCGGUGCAGGCCACGGCGCAGCGCCGCGAGGGCGUGAAGCUGUGA